AUGGACACUCUCCGCUCAUCAUUCCGCUUCAAGGUCAGCAGCACCACGACCACCAUCAGUGUCACCAACCACCCAGCCACCAUGGAAGACGCUCUCCUGACGCGCCCGAGGGCACUUUCCUCAGUCAUCAGUGACAUAGGAAAGCUAGAGUGGACAACGCCGAUCCGCGAGAUUCUACCGGAGUUCCAGCACUGGGACGACAAGGUCCAGAAAAACGCCAACAUAGCCGCCCAUGUUCGAGCUACCCUCUGGAAACGAAAACCCAUACGCUCUCGGGUGGCCCCGUACCGAGCUGCCAGCUCCCUUGGGCCUCGCAAACAAUGA
Cordyceps fumosorosea ARSEF 2679 is the source of this 324-nucleotide messenger RNA. RefSeq lists its product as hypothetical. The transcript has a single exon. Lineage: Eukaryota; Fungi; Ascomycota; Sordariomycetes; Hypocreales; Cordycipitaceae. The record is from RefSeq and is a predicted model, not a curated record. Bases 1 to 324 code for a protein of 107 amino acids.